AUGGACGCAAAGCCUCAACGUCCUGCGCGGGCUCUCCGAGUACGCGACGAGAACGCGCCGCCCCAAUUACCUGCCGGCAAGACUCUGCAUUCGCGCAACAAGUCAACGCCAGCGCUGUCCACACUGAUGCAGGUCGGCGGCAUCAAGGCGGCCGCAGCCAAGCGGACCGUGUUUGGAGACGUCAGCAACACGCGGCAACCCAUAACAAAGGACGACAUGCAGGUCAAUGGGAAGAAGAAGGGUCUUGAGGUGCUCAAGGACAACUCUGCCGUCACGGUCAAGGAGAUCACCACAAAGGCUGGCGCGUUAGCACGACCGGCGCAACGCCCUCUGGCAAACGUCACAGCCAAGGCGAACGCGUCAAUAGAGGCAAGCGACGUCGCGUCUGCUGUCACCAAAUCCACCGUCAACGCCAGCCAGCCGGCCGCCGAAGUCCGCAAGGUCAUCACCAAGAAGUCCUCCACAGCCGUCUUCAAGGAGCCACAAUCAGAACCCCUUAACGACACAACAACUCUCGUAGAUGUACCUGCUCGCCAACCUCUCCCUACCCAGCCAUCUUCAUUUCCCAACGUGGACCGUGCCUCAGCACAGUCCCAGCAACCAACGACCAUCCCUGAAGAGGAAGAGAAAGCCGAGUCAAAAAAUGGGGCGGACGACAGGUACGAAUACCUAGAUGCUCUCGAGGAGCAGGCGCGCGUCCUAGAGCAGGAGCGCAAUGAGGAACUUGCCAAGGUCAACGGCCUGAACGGUCUCGACCAAGAAGAGUACUGGGACGAGGAGGAAGACGAAGAGUACUACGAUGCCGACGGCUACACUACUGCCCGGUCUCUGCGAUCGCGCGGCGACAACACAACUGGCGGUGUCACCCUUGUCCUUGCGCCUAGGAUCACUGCAAAGACACAACGCGAACUUGAGGCUGCUCGGAUCUUCGUCGAAGCGAAUCGGAGUGCCGAAGACGUGGAGGAUGAGCAGUGGGAUACAUCCAUGGUCGCUGAAUACGGCGACGAGAUUUUCGAGUACAUGCACGCCCUUGAAGAGCGCAUGAAGCCCAACGCUUCUUACAUGGACCACCAGGCCGAGAUCCAAUGGUCGAUGCGAUCCGUCUUGAUGGACUGGCUCGUUCAGGUUCACAACCGCUUUACCCUUCUGCCCGAGACUCUUUUCCUCGCCGUCAACUACGUCGAUCGUUUCCUCUCGUGCAAGGUCGUUUCACUUGGCAAGCUUCAGCUGGUCGGCGCCACCGCGCUGUUCGUCGCUGCAAAGUACGAGGAGAUCAACUGCCCGUCAGUACAAGAGAUCGUAUACAUGGUCGACGGUGCCUACACUGCCGAUGAGGUCCUGAAGGCUGAGCGCUUCAUGCUCAGCAUGCUUCAGUUCGAGCUGGGUUGGCCUGGCCCAAUGAGCUUCCUUCGCCGUAUCAGCAAAGCAGAUGACUACGACCUGGAGACUCGUACCCUAUCCAAGUACUUCUUGGAGAUCACCGUCAUGGAUGAGCGCUUCGUGGGUUGCGCUCCUAGCUUCCUGUCGGCCGGUGCUCACUGCCUUGCCCGCUUCAUGCUGAAGAAGGGUGACUGGUCGCAAGCACACGUACAUUACUCCGGGUACACACUGACCCAACUGCGACACCUCAUCUCCGUCAUCCUCGAGUGCUGCGACAACCCACAAAAGCAUCACGCGGCUGUGUACGAGAAGUACACCGACAAGCGCUAUAAGCGUGCUUCCAUAUUCGUCGAGGCAGAGGUCUCAAAGGGCUUCUCGCUGCCAUUUGUGUCUAGGGACAGCCUUGCCAGCCAAACUUGGAGGCGAAAGUGA
Molecule: messenger RNA, 1812 nt
Organism: Alternaria metachromatica
Lineage: Eukaryota; Fungi; Ascomycota; Dothideomycetes; Pleosporales; Pleosporaceae
Exons: 3
Coding region: 1-1812 (603 amino acids)
Biological process (GO): regulation of cyclin-dependent protein serine/threonine kinase activity; mitotic cell cycle phase transition
Cellular component (GO): cyclin-dependent protein kinase holoenzyme complex; cytoplasm; nucleus
Molecular function (GO): cyclin-dependent protein serine/threonine kinase regulator activity
Source: RefSeq, a predicted model, not a curated record